AUGCAAAAGUCAGCGUCCAUACUUCCCAAAUUCAUGUCUGGAACAAUUACCCAAUCACUUUUUUUCUUGAAUGUUAUCUCAAUUGUGGGAGACAUCGUUGGCUUGCCUACGUCGUACUAUUACAAUUUUGUCUUGGAAGAAAAAUUCGGGUUCAACAAGUUGACUAAAAAAUUGUUCAUUAUAGACACGUUGAAAUCUGCAGCUUUGCGGAUUGUCUUUGUCACCCCUAUACUUGCUGGCUUUUUGAAGAUUCUCGACCAUUUCGGCGAAUCGUUCAUCGUUUAUAUGUGUGUGUUUGUCUUGGCUCUCCAAUUGAUUGGAAUGACCAUCUUCCCCAUCUUGAUCCAGCCCCUUUUCAACAAAUUUACUCCUCUUGAAGACGGCGAAUUGAAGACAGCCAUUGAGAAUCUUGCGGCACAACAAAAGUUUCCAUUGAACAAGCUUUAUGUCAUUGACGGUUCCAAGCGUUCGUCCCACUCCAAUGCCUACUUUACUGGCUUGCCAUGGAGCAAGCAGAUUGUUCUUUAUGACACCUUGAUUGAACAGUCAAGCGUUGAAGAAACUGUAGCUGUUGUUGCCCACGAAAUCGGCCACUGGAAACUCUCGCAUUUGGUACAAAUGUUGACCUACAUUCAAGCACACAUGUUCUUCGUUUUCUCGAUGUUCUCAGCGUUUAUCAACAACCAUUCGUUGUACUCGUCGUUCGGAUUCACCACUACCCAACCAGCUAUGAUUGGGUUCAUGUUGUUCAACGAUAUCUUCGAACCUGUUGAAAGCGUUAUGAAGUUUGCUCAGAACUUGCUCUCCAGAAAAAAUGAAUAUGAGGCAGAUGCUUUUGCCAAAGAACAAGGUUAUUCCGAUAACUUGUCGGUUGCACUUAUCAAGAUGCUUAGUGAGAAUUUGUCUACUAUGGACGCAGACUGGUUGUACUCUUCGUACCACCACUCUCACCCAAUCUUGUCGGAGCGUUUGAAUGCUCUCGGAUACGUUUCAAAGAAGAAGAUUGCUUAA
Molecule: messenger RNA, 1011 nt
Organism: Meyerozyma guilliermondii ATCC 6260
Lineage: Eukaryota; Fungi; Ascomycota; Pichiomycetes; Serinales; Debaryomycetaceae
Gene: STE24
Product: zinc metalloprotease
Exons: 1
Coding region: 1-1011 (336 amino acids)
Biological process (GO): CAAX-box protein processing
Cellular component (GO): endoplasmic reticulum membrane
Molecular function (GO): metalloendopeptidase activity
Source: RefSeq, a predicted model, not a curated record